Molecule: messenger RNA, 935 nt
Organism: Lactuca saligna
Lineage: Eukaryota; Viridiplantae; Streptophyta; Magnoliopsida; Asterales; Asteraceae
Source: the annotation of a GenBank genome assembly
UUAACUUUUAUUUUCUGUCAAAUUUAGCAUCUUACUUGGUUCCUAUUUUUAUGAUUUUCCUGUUUAGGUUAUGUUUUAUCAUUGUUUAAAUCCAUUACUAUUGCAAAAUUUUACAUCUAUGUUUUUUUGUAUUAUUCAGUUCGUUCUUAUAUUAUUAGUACUCGAUACACAUAAUUGUAAUUAUUUUGUGUACUUUUCUGUUAUAGUGACAAUGGCAGAAACAAAGAUCACUUUCAUUAGAGACUUGGACAAUAUGAAUGAUGAUUACACACUAAAAGUGUCUAUUAUCCGACUGUGGAAAUCGCUUUCAGAUGGCAACCCCACUAUUGUCAGAUCAAUUGAGAUGAUACUCAUGGAUGAAAUGUGUACAAAAAUCCGAGCAAGUGUGUAUCCAAGAGAUUUUCAAAGGUUUGAGUCCAAAUUGAAAGAAGAUCAAGCUGUUUACAUCCGGUCCCCCACUAUCGCUCCUAACAAAUACAGUUUUAAAAUAAGUGAUGUAACCUCCAAGUUAAAUUUCCAUAGAAGAACAACUAUUAACGAGUGUCUACACUUUCAAUCCAAAACAAAAUAUGGAUUUUCUUUUGUUUCUUUUGAAACAAUUAUCUCUGCAACAGCUACAUCUAAUGAAUCAAUUGAUAUUAUUGGUGAAGUUGUUUCAUUAGGAAAGCUUGAUUCCCGUGAUGUCAGCAAAUCUCUACAUAGGCUGCCUUUACAAAUAAGAAACUUAGAAGGUUUGCAGGUUAAUGUUACGUUGUUUGGAGAUAUUGCAUACCAGUUAAUUUCUUAUCUUGAAGCUCAUAAAGAAGUUGGUCGUGUGAUUGUCCUUUUGCAAUUUGCAAGAAUUAAUGUCUAUAACGCAACACCUUAUGUGAACAGUUAUUUUGAACACACACGGAUGUUCAUAAAUGCUAAUCUUCCCGAAUAGUGAAUUAGCA